CCAACAGGUACUUGUUUCCUAUAUUCUGCACUGUCAUAUAGUAUCGCGUGAGUUGUAUCAUCGCUUUGCACCAACCAUGUUGUCCCAGUUGCGUGCCCUUGGCAGAGCAGCUCCUCGGGCAAUGACGCUGUUGAAUCGUCAAGCCUUCAGGCCAGGAAUAGGAUUCCACACCAGCCAGAUCAGCAAUAGUGCGAAGGUUAUGAAAUCUACACUGACAUUGGCUACCAGACGAGUUCCCAAUGGACAGACUUGGUCCCACUUCUUUCCGAAAUGGAUAAAACCUCGAACACAACGUAUUAACCUGCGUAAGGCAUUCGGUGGCGUAUCGACUGCGAGUGCUGCUGGAAUAUCGCUGGGUCUGUCUAUCUUCACCGCGCCUGCUAUGUGCGAACCAUGCCGCGAAUCAGUCGAGUCGGCAAAAGCAAGCUACUCGAAGAUUUGGCACAAGCCUCGUUCCCUCGAAGAGAUUGUUGCUGUGUACGCGAAGCAUACCUCCAUGUUGACGCAAGAAGUUGCUGAUCUCAAAGUGAACAACGAAAGAAUGAUUAGUACCCUUUUGCUAAAUGAGGCUCGCAUCGCUGCCGCCUCUGAAACGACCCAAAUGCUUCGUGAAGAACUGGAGUCGACUCGGAAUCAACACAUAUCCGACAUACAUGAGCUGGAGGAUGCGAGAAUAGCGCUCGCAGAGAUGAAUGAGAACCUCGAUUGGAAGCUUGAAGCGAGCCACACCUGUGUCAUAUGCAUGGAGGAUCCGAGAGCUAUGAGAUUUGACUGUGGACAUUUAAUAGCGUGUAGAGGAUGUACAGACUUGCUAGUAGAUAAGGGACAUCCUUGCCCAAUGUGUCGAUCGUCGAUCGGCGAUCCACUUCCGGUCUUCGUAUCUUAGUAUACUUUAAAAGAGUCUCGGAACCGAAUUUUCAUCAACUCGCCGGUAGUAUGCCGCCGACGCCGUUAAGGGACACUGAUACGAGCCAUGUGUGCUUGGUAAUUUUUUUUCGAAUAGUAACGAUUCGGAGAAUGUGGUGGGUGUAGUUGUCCAAGUAUUUUCCGCCAUUAUGUAACGACGUUCAGAAUGGCAGCGCGGCCACCAUACCACGAUCUACUCCACGCCGGCUGCCUACUUUUUGUGUAGGAAGCUGGCAGCGUUGUCGGUAGCUCGAUUGAUGUCCCAUAGAUAUCUUGCUCUUGUUACACCUUGGUUCAAGCCAAUAAAGUUCUUGUUCAGUGAGAGUUAGACAAGCGGUAUCAGAUGACUGUUGAUUGAUUGUGCAACUCCGUUUCAAGCGUCACAUAAUAAAUUUUAUCGUGACUCACUACAGUAUGUACAUCGUGUCUAGAUAACGCUUUGU
Molecule: messenger RNA, 1349 nt
Organism: Sphaeroforma arctica JP610
Lineage: Eukaryota; Ichthyosporea; Ichthyophonida
Exons: 7
Coding region: 77-886 (269 amino acids)
Source: RefSeq, a predicted model, not a curated record